AUGCAUCUCCUCUUACUUCAGCUGCUGGUGCUCCCGCCACUGGGGAAGGCUGCGUGGCCCCAGGAUGGCGGCCAGAGUCAGAGUUCUGUUCCCCCUGUGCUCCUACUAGAGAGGAGUCCCAGAGAGCUUCCCAUGGGCAACCACGGGGAGGCUGAGGAGAAGCCAGAUCUGUUCGUAGCCUUGCCACACCUGGUAGGUGCCAGCAUUUCGGGGGGAGGCCGGUGGCAGAGAGAGAAGAUGCUAUUCAGGUUUGGCAGGUUCUGGAAGAAGCCUGAGAGAGAACUGCAUCCAACCCAGGACCCUAUCAGUGAGCAAGGCCCACCUGGGACCCAGGCCCUUCCUCAGUCCCAGGCUGGGAUGCAGAUAAAGAAGUCUCCUCUUCAGGAAGAAGCCAAGAGAUUCUGGCACCGCUUCAUGUUCAGAAUGAGUCCGGCUUCUCAGGGGGUCAUCCUCCCCAUCAAGAGCCACGAAGUGCACCAGGAGACCUGCAGGACCCUGCCUUUCAGCCAGACGGUCACCCAUGAAGACUGUGAGGAAGUGGUUGUACAGAACAACCUUUGUUUUGGGAAAUGCGGGUCUGCUCGUUUUCCUGGAGCGGCACGGCACCCCCAUACCUUCUGCUUCCACUGCUCGCCCGCCAGGUUCACCACAAUGCACUUGCCGCUGAACUGCUCAGGCCUCGCCCCCGUGGUCAAGGUGGUGAUGCUGGUGGAGGAGUGCCAAUGCAAGGUGAAGGAGGAGCACCGCGAGCAUGGACACCUCCUCCAGGCAGGCUCCCAGGCAGAAUUCCAUGCCCAGGAGCCCUUUAUCCCAGGGGUUUCAACUUAG
Myotis lucifugus (little brown bat) is the source of this 828-nucleotide messenger RNA. It is a transcript of the gene CER1, whose product is annotated as cerberus 1, DAN family BMP antagonist. Gene Ontology annotation, biological process: determination of heart left/right asymmetry; signal transduction involved in regulation of gene expression. The record is from RefSeq and is a predicted model, not a curated record. Bases 1 to 828 code for a protein of 275 amino acids. Gene Ontology annotation, molecular function: morphogen activity. The transcript has 2 exons. NCBI's taxonomy places the organism in Eukaryota, Metazoa, Chordata, Mammalia, Chiroptera, Vespertilionidae.